AUGUCCGACGAAACAGCCGAUAUCUUGUACGAAGUCAGAGAUAGAACUGCUAUCAUCACUUUCAACAUUCCUUCCAAAUUAAAUGCGUUAAAUGGUGAGCAAUACUUAAAGUUGGGUAAAUUCAUGGAAAGAGCCAACGAAGAAGAAGGUACAGUUAUGACUUUGAUUCAAUCUACAGGUAGAUUUUUCUCUGCUGGUGCCAACUUUGCUGACAACAGAUUGAUGGAGGUUGAUCCCCAAGUGUUAUUUAGUCACGAAUAUUGGUUAGGAGGAUUUGUUGCAAGAAACGUUUGGUUGACCAACUUGUUCAAUGACCACAAGAAGAUUUUGGUCGCUGCAGUCAAUGGUCCCUCCAUUGGGUUGAGUACUGGGUUGUUGUUGUUGGUUGAUUUGGUCUACGUCAACGACUUGAGCAAAUUCUAUUUAUUAGCACCAUUUGCAAACUUGGGUUUGGUUGCUGAAGGUGCCGCUUCUGCCACUUUGUUUGCCAGGUUAGGAUGGUCCAAGGCAUCAGAAGCUUUAUUAUUGGCCAAGCCAAUCAGUGGUGCAGACUGUUACAACGUUGGGUUCAUCAACAAACACUACAACGGUAAGUUCAAAUCUACUGAAGAGUUCAACCAACAGGUUUACAAGGAAGUAACUGACGCCUUUGAAAACUUGCACGAAGACUCGAUCCUUCAAAACAAGCAAUUGUUAAAGUUGAACAGAGAUCAAUACAUAAACCAUGCCAAUUCACAAGAAGUCAUGAGAGGUUUGGGCAAAUGGUUAGAAGGUGUUCCACAAACAAGAUUUGCUCAGUUGGCAACCAAGGAUGUUAAACACAAGAUUUAG
Molecule: messenger RNA, 831 nt
Organism: Candida dubliniensis CD36
Lineage: Eukaryota; Fungi; Ascomycota; Pichiomycetes; Serinales; Debaryomycetaceae
Gene: ECI1
Product: dodecenoyl-CoA isomerase
Exons: 1
Coding region: 1-831 (276 amino acids)
Biological process (GO): fatty acid beta-oxidation
Cellular component (GO): peroxisomal matrix
Source: RefSeq, a predicted model, not a curated record